GGGAGGGUAUAAAAAACAAACGCACCUGAAGGCAGCAGACAGACAGAGAGUCAGAUACUGACAGCAGGAGACAGAGAGAGGACCCAGUGUUUCACUGACUUUUAGAGAGGUGAUUAUCAAACCCAUUGAUUGGAGGAUGUGGAUGUGGCGCAGCUUCCUGUGUGUGUCCCUGGUCUGUGGUCUGGCUCUGGACUCCAACACCAUCCGAUCGUCCAAAGAGUCUACGCAGCAGAGCUCUGAGCUCACGGAUGGUUCCAAUGCAGACCAAGUGGACCGUCCUGUGAGGCGCCGGACAAACAUGACGUCCAACUCCAAUCAAUCAACACCUCCAUGUUCAACACCGGACUGUGCUGCACCUCGGAGAAGUCAGUGCAGUAACAGAGCUCAGAGGAGACCGUCCCCCCAGGACAGACAGGUGGACAGACAGGUGGACAGACAGGUGGACAGACAGGCGAACAGACAUGGAGACACAGAGGCCGACACACAGAGCAACGAUGGCUUCAACAGGACAAAAGCUCCAGAGAUGUCCAGCUGUGUGCGGUCCGGGGACUGCGCGGACGGUCUGUGUUGUGUCCGGUAUCUGACCGGUAAACGGUGCCAGAGGAUCCCGUCGGAGGGUGAGGCCUGUCUGCUGCGAGGGUCCAGCAAACUGAGGAGGAAGCUGGGACGCUGCGACUGUGAAGUGGGGCUGUCCUGCACCGCCGUCAACCGGGCGGAGUCGGGAAAAGCAAAGGGUCAGGGCGUGUGUCUGCCCAGUCAGAGCCAGAGGAACAUGAGGAAUUCUGGGAAGAAGAGGAGGACGGCUGAGUCGAGCUGCUGACAGAUCAGCUAAAAACUCUGUAGCACUGGAACAUAAUUAAUUUAACUUGGUUCAGUUUGUAGAAAAUUGUUGUUCUUAGUGAUUCGAGCCUCUUUCUAGUGGAGGCUAGGUUCUGUCAUCACCACUGGCGCCAUAUUGGAUCAGACCUUGUGUGCAGUCUGGUUUCUGUUGUGGUGGUUAAUAUUCAGAUGGAGGGCAGAGAGCUGUGGCUGUCAGCAUCAAGAUCCAAAGAGUAUAAGUCAACUGUGCACCAGCUUAUUACAGCCUGUAACAGCAUCAAUGGUUAGGGGGCGCCCUCCAGUGGAUGUAAGAGUCAUAACAGGGGGAUAAAGAGGAAGUCAGGUGACUUGAGCAAAAGAUUUCCCCUCAGAGGAGUUGAGUUUACAGUCUGAGUUUUACUUAACCUUCUGUACGUACAUGACCCACAUGCAUUAUUUAACCAACAUAACUAAUGACCUUUUUUGAACCCUAACCACAAUCAAGAGUCUUGGUAUCGAAACCGGACCAAACUUAGACCAACCAGAUGUUUUCAACUUUAUGAUUUGACCUGGUGAAGGAUUUCAGUCAUGGAUCUUAAUUUAUAAUUUAUGGAAGCAGCAUCAGCUCAGCUCGCAGCCCCUCCUGACAUCAUGUGACCACUGAGGAAUCAUCAUUGUAGACCAGGGGUUCCCAAAGUGUGGGUCAGGACCCCCCAGGAGGGUGUCGAGACACAAAUGGGGGGUCAUGAGAAGUCUUCUAGAAUUUU
Molecule: messenger RNA, 1565 nt
Organism: Notolabrus celidotus (New Zealand spotty)
Lineage: Eukaryota; Metazoa; Chordata; Actinopteri; Labriformes; Labridae
Product: dickkopf-related protein 4-like
Exons: 5
Coding region: 137-820 (227 amino acids)
Source: RefSeq, a predicted model, not a curated record